AUGCUAUCUGGAGUUCACCCAAAAGACCACUCUAGAAACGAAUAUUAUGAGAAUUUCAUUUCGAAUUUUAACCGUGGGAGAGAAUUACUACUGAAAGCAGUUAGCCAAGAAGAACGUCUGAGAAGUUCAAGUAAAUAAAAUAUUUAUAGAAUAUUUUUUUAUAUUUUUUUAAAGAUAACUCUUCCAAGAAUGCUAUGAUGGUGGAAACUGCGGAGUUGUACAAAAGAAGGUCGGAAGUUUUUUUCAAAAAGGUAAUAAAAUAUUUUUUUACUAUUUUUUUAAAAAAAUAAAUUCAAAUUCAGGCCAAAGAAGUAAAUUUAAUGGACAUUCCACACGAAUAUAGAAAUGACGUGGGCGAGAAGAAAACCUUGAUGAAUAACUACGACAAGAGUGCGCAAGAAAGAAUUCUUGCAAUUUGUAUGUUUAGAAUAAUUUACUAUUAUCAUUAAGAAUUUAUCCCUGUAGUGUUUAAAUUUUCUGAAUGAUUUUUUGCAGGCGACGAGUUAGGAAUCCGGAAAAGCAACAGCGCUCCUUCGGCAGCAGCAGCACCACGAUCCGUUUCGACGCCACGAUCAGGAGUAUUGCGACCAGUGAGAUUUUGAAAUUUCUCGAUAGAAUGUUGAAUGAAAGAAUGGAACAUGUUUCCAGUUUUGUAGAAUUUAGACAUUUGGAAGUUUGAGUCAUAUAGACUUUUUCAGCAAGCUUAGCGGUGAACCUUGAGAUUUUGAAAUUGAAACAUGUUCCAUGUGUUCAUUCAACAGGAAAGUUGUUUGACUCUUCCCUUGUAACCCAUUGAGUUUUUAUAUAUAUAUAUUUUUUUCUUUUUUUCGCUUGCUGUACUGUGCUGUAGGUUAAUAGCAACAAAAAGGAGCCGGUUCCGAGGCAACGAGGUUCGGAGACGACGGCGGCCAAGAAGGAAGACCCGAAGAGCGCUUGCUCGCGUGCUCGUUGUGCCACUAGGGACAAACCCGUAGCUAAGGUCUUCAGUUUCCUCAAACAUUUUCCCGCCUGUGUUCUCAUCCAAUAAGCCGCAUGCAACAAAGUACUGAAGAAUUUAAAUUGCUUUAACAAAAUUUAUUUUUUUGUUUUGAAAAGUUCUUGGGAGUCGUUAUCAAGGUUUUAACUUUUCGAAAGUGGAAUUGAGCCGCUGUCUGUCGCUUCUUGGUUAAUAUUUUCGAGCUUUCUUGCAUACGGCUUUUUUUUCUCUUCAAAAGCAAGACCCGAUUUUUGGAACUUCUGGGUUCCAAAAAUCGAGCCCUGAUUCAAAAACCAUUUUCAAAUGAGAGAGAUUCUAACCUAUUUCUUUUCAAUAUUUGGCUUUUCUUGAACUCAACCUCCCUUGUUCCAGACAACGCGAUCAGCUUCUGCAACAGUGAGCCGCGCGGCUCUUCUGAAAGGAGUUGAUCCGAAAAUCGGCGAAAGACUUCUGGACGAGGUUCUCGACCACACCGGCGUCACGAUGAAGGACGUCGCCGGUUGUGAUUCCGCCAAAAGGGCUCUUGAAGAAGUUCGUCUUUCUCCGCGGCUUCUGUGUCAUUCCGAGGUGUUCAGGCCGUCAUCUUGCCUGCUCUGAAUCCAGGUCUCUUCAGCGGUCUUCGGCAGCCAGUGAAGGGUAUUUUGCUGUUUGGUCCGCCAGGAAACGGAAAAACUCUUUUGGUAUGAUUUUGACAGAUUCCCAUGAAGUUCUUUGUUUCCAGGCGAAGGCUGUGGCCGGCGAAUCCAACCAAAUGUUCUUCAAUAUCAGCGCCUCGAGUUUGACGUCGAAAUGGGUUGGAGACGCCGAGAAAACGAUACGAGGACUCUUCCAGAUUGCCCGGAACGCCCAGCCGGCCAUCAUAUUCAUCGGUAGCUUUUUUGGGCAAAAAUACUUCAUAAUGUCCGGACUUGAAAUUUCUUCAAUCAAGAAAGUUUUCCAAUUAGGAGUUCUGACCAUUUGAACCAAUAAUUCAAUAGAAAAUUCUUAUAAAAAAAAUUCAAAAAAAUCAGGAAAUAACAGAAUUUCCGCUCAUGAGCUUUUCGAAUCUGUCAGAUUUCUGUUAAUUAGGCGACUAAUUCAUGCAUGAAAUUAUAGAAAAAAAUUCAAUUUCUUUUUUUCAUUUAAAGGAAUGAAGAAAGACGAACAUGCCUAGGUAAUCAUUUUUAAAUUACUAUAGAAAAUAAAAUGGAAUUUCUUGGUUAAUGUUUAUACCUCUUCCUUACAUUUUCAUUGAAUUGAGCUUGAAUUUCCAGACGAAAUUGAUUCGAUUUUGUGUGAGAGAAACGAAAAAGACUCUGAAGUCUCACGGCGGAUGAAGACCGAGUUCCUGGUCCAAUUCGACGGCGCCACUUCGAGCAGCGAAGAUCGGAUCCUUGUCAUCGGCGCUACCAAUCGACCCUAUGAACUUGAUGACGCUGUUUUGAGGCCAGUAUACGCUAAAAAAAUUAUCUGAGAAAAUUUCGAAUAUAUUUUUCAUUUUUUUCGAGAUAAAAAAAUUAGCAUUUUUUUCUGCGAUAACAAAAAGUAACGACUUUGAUCUGAAUAAAACAAAAAAAUAUAUAUGAUGGUCAGCAGUACUGAAUUUUCUAGAAUUUUCUUAUGUUUUUCACAAUGAAACUUUUUUGUUUUUGAUGAAGCUUGGCUGCAGAAAAAAAUCGUCUGAUUCCAAAACUCAAAGAUAAAUAUCUUUGAAUAGAUCUUGUUUCCGAAUUAUGAAGCUCUAGUUGGUUUUUUCCUCAUUCUAAGAAUGUUCCUUUCGAUUCUCUUAGAGGUUCUACUUUUUUUUCGGAGGAAAAGCGUUCCGUUGUCGAUGUUCUUUGUUCAGACGAUUUCCGAAGCGCAUACUCUUGAGUCUCCCUGACGACUCGGCCCGAUUUGAGUUAAUCCGUUCAACCCUGCAGAAACACGAUCUGUUAGCGGGCAUUAGCGACCGAGACGUUAGGUUUUUUUCCUCUUUACCGAAAUUUGACGAUUUUUGAUGCUUUUAGGUACAUUGCAUCCUCGACUCGCGGAUAUUCCAACUCGGAUCUUGUCGAAGUUUGUCGGGAAGCGUCGAUGGAACCUGUCCGAGGGCUCGACAAGCGGACCUUGGCCAAGGUCGAUCGCAGCAAACUCAGGAAUUUGAAGGUUCUUUUUACGAGUUUUUCGACUAGAGGUAUAAAAAAGAUAAGUUUGGUUAAUUUUCCGGUUUUUAAAAAAUGUUCACAUCGUUCUUUUUUGCGUUUUCUUCUUGAAAACAGAGUAAAAAAGAUAUUUUCAAAUUUCCUUCACAAAAUCUUUUUCAUACUCCCUAUCAAUACUAAAAUUUUUUAAUGUUUUUUUUUUAUAAUUUCUUAGUAAACUGUUCUUUACACUCGGGAAAAAAUCCGAAUCAAAUCUCAAAAAAUUCAGCCAUCCGACUUCGAAGCCGCCCUGAUGUCAAUCAAGCCUUCAACGUCGCCGAAAGUCAUGGAAAAACUUGUCGAAUUCGCUUCCCGAUGUGGCCAAUCGUGCAGCCAGUAA
This is a messenger RNA of Caenorhabditis auriculariae, 3478 nucleotides long. Lineage: Eukaryota; Metazoa; Nematoda; Chromadorea; Rhabditida; Rhabditidae. The record is from the annotation of a GenBank genome assembly.